This is a messenger RNA of Pogonomyrmex barbatus (red harvester ant), 4062 nucleotides long. RefSeq lists its product as uncharacterized. Gene Ontology annotation, molecular function: transcription coregulator activity. NCBI's taxonomy places the organism in Eukaryota, Metazoa, Arthropoda, Insecta, Hymenoptera, Formicidae. Gene Ontology annotation, cellular component: SAGA complex. The record is from RefSeq and is a predicted model, not a curated record. Gene Ontology annotation, biological process: regulation of transcription by RNA polymerase II.
CGCCGCGACGCCGUCGCCGCCACCGAGUGAGUUUUCUGGCCUAACCUCUCCUCCCCGUUCGCUCUUUUCGCUCGUUGCUCGUGCACCAGCAUCCAGCACGCGUUGUGGCGACGGUUCGUUCCACUGACGAUUUCAUCUCCUCCCUCUUCCUCUCUCUUUAUCAAAUUUCCCGUGAAUCGCGUAGACCGCCUGUGACAACGAUCUCGGUUUGUUUACGGUCUCAUUUCUUCCCCUCUCCCCUCUCCUUCCUCCUGUUGAAACUAUUUCGUUUCUUGAGUUCGUCGUGGAUGAGAUAGGCCUUAUGGAGUAUACACGUGCAUGACAUGAGAUUCUGCAAGUGUGUAUAGGUUUCACAAUCAUCACAAUAGCAAUUAGAUUGUACGUUUAAUAUGGAGUCAUGUGAAUCACGGUAAUUUGUAUUACUCGCCUGUCUCUUAGAGAAUAUGAACGAUUAUUACCGCAUCAGAUAUGACAUUAAGUGGCACUAGUAAUCAGAAAUUACAAUGAAUGGUACUUUGGAAGAUGCUUAUUGGCAGGCUCAGGACAUGAUUAAUCAAGUAUCCAGAAGUUGGAAGAAUGCUCAAGGUCAGAAUCCAUUGGGCUUAACAUCGGAUAAAUCAUUAUCCUCUCAGAAAAAAGAGCAGAGUCACUCCAGGCAUAGUAUCCAAUCCAAACUCACCAGACUCUAUUUUGAAGAACUUUCUAAGGUUCCUCAUGCAACCCCAGAUUCAGUUUUGAAUAAUCUUGAGAAUGAAUGUGAUCUUUUGGGGCGGUUGGUGCAAAGAGAAGGUUUAAAUACUUUAAUUGUUAAUCUCUAUGCUGGUAAUAAAGGAUACUCAUUAGCUGUAAGAAAUAGUGAUAAGGGGAAUCAGUACGAUAAAAAUUCAUUAGCUGAGACUCAACUCAUGGGUUAUGAACAGGGUGAGCUACUUUCAUGCAUAGAUAAUGGCCAAUUGCCAGCUACGCUAGCCGAACAAUUAGAAUCCAACUAUUCACAUUUAUUUUACGAUGGCUGCAUAAUCGCUGAGGUUCGAGAUUAUCGGAGAUCAUUUCCUCACAAUAAAGCCGAAGUUCAUCAUGUACUUCUUAAACCUACCACACAGAGCGUAUUAUCAGAUGUGUCGACACUUACAAGUGAUGGAGAUUGGAGCCACGAAGAGCGGUUAAUGUUGGAAUCACAUCUAGUGGCAGCUACUCAAGGUCCUUUAUGCUUGGAUCCGAAUCCUAUUCCUACUUUAGCUAGUACAAGAAUUAAACAGUCUAAAUCAUUACUUACCGAUCAUCAACUCAUGCGACAAGCCAAAAAAUUCUCUCAGGUCACAGUAAAUCGAAAAAGAAAAUUGGAACAGUUAGCCCAGCCAGAAGGACAAACGAUAUAUGACUUAAUGCAGAAAUUCCGUACGAAAAGAAGAGGAUUAGCGACAAAUACUGCCUGUCCACCGCCUUCUCUUGCAAAUCCUCCUCUGUUUCCACCGUCUACAACAAUAGAUGUUUUAAGAUACGCGAAAGCAUACGAGUGGCCACGAGAAACAAAAGACUGUUCGCCACAAGUGAUAGAAGAAUAUAUAUUAGAACCUGCGCAAAGUCAGGAUUACAUAAAACUCUCGAUCCUACAAAGGCCCUCUACUUCAGAAUAUUUGGGAGAACUUUAUAUGGAUAAAAAUCAUCGGGAUGGAGAAAAAAAUGGCUCUUCAUGCCGAUUUACAUUGGGUACUAGGGCUGUGGCUAACCAUUAUUAUCAGCAAUUUAAAGAAAUAUUUACAGAAGAGGGUAGGAAAAGUGUAAAAAUAAAACAUAUUGUACCAGGACAACCUCCUCGCAUUGCAUGUACACCUGGUAUGCAGCGAGUGCAUCAACAGGCGCAACAUGCAAAAGCGGCACAUUUAGCGGCUCAACAAUUGCAGCAAGCUCAGUCCCAACACGUAGCACAACAGAUUCUAUCGCGGGCUCAAGGACAAUUAACUAGUUUGACUAGCCAAGUGGCCUCAAUGAAGGUUAUGACAGAAGCCACUACCUCCGCACAAAAUAAUCUCUCGUGUGUGGACUCGGCAAAUAUGUCGCAAGUUAUUUCGCAGAACGAUGUUACCGCAUUGAGCUCUGGACAAUCUUUGGCUAAUGGUGGUCCUAAUGCGUCAACUUCCGUGCAAAUUGAUAAUUCUGCGAUGGCUGUAGCGGACAAUACUUGUAACGGUUCUGGUAUUCUAGUCUUUCAGAAAUCGACUGGUACCAUUAAUAAUACAGCACCUACCAAUGUUCCAGUCUUGCAAGCGCAAUUGCAAGCGGGAACACAGAAUUGUAUAGGCGAGGCCGCCAAUCAGAACCAAAAUGAACCGCCUUUCAAGAAACAUUCAACUAAUCCGGCGAUAAGCGCUCUUGUUACUUCCCUCAUGAAUUCCGCACAGCAAUUCCAGCAACAAGCCGCAGCCAAUGCAGCAGCCGCAGCUAUGAAUAACAAUGCACAAGCUACAAACAAAUCUAACAAUACCGCCAUCCUUAGUCUGUUAAAUAGUACUCCUGCAAAUAUAGCUCAGAGGAAAGUUCAACCCCAAAGGAUCUCUCUUAAUGCUUCCAUCCCAUCCAGAGUUAUUAGUCAUGGCAAUGUGAUCAACGUGCCCAAUACUACGGGUCAAGUACGUGUGAGUUUGAGCUCUUCCGCUUUAACAGGACAAUUAAGUUGCAAGCAACAACCAGUGAAAGCGACCGCUGUUAGACUCGCGCGAGUCCAGGAUCCAACAUCUACUCUUGGCUUAUCGAUGCCGGGACUUUCGGCUUUGCUUGCUGGCACUCCGUCAGCUGAUAACCCGAUACCCGGAAUGAAUUCAACUUCGUCGCUGUUGGAACGGCUCACCGCUUCUUCCAGUCAGAGCAGCCAACCAGCAAGUCCGAUGACCAGUCCAUCGCCGACCAAUGUAAAUUUACAAGGCGUAAACCUUACUAGUCUGCCAAACUCCAUCAACGGUCUACAAAAUGUUCAGGUUUCGUUUCCAGGUUUUUCGCCUCUUACUAUGUCGUUGAAUGUAUCUCCAACCACCGGUGGUACCGUCACUCCUACCGGAGUUAUUGUCUCUCUGCCUAUAUCUUCUGCCACGAAUACCUGCACGACAGUCUCAAGUAUGGUUGCUGCAACUGUUGUUACGACAGCUAUUGCUGGGAGUACACCAACAGUAGUGAUCGCUAAUGCUCCUACCAAUGCUCAUUUAUCCUUACCAAUCGCUCAGCUAAUACCAUCAGGAGUAAAAGGAUUGUCACAGCAAAAUAUUAGGGGUAAUAAUGCGGUGGCUCUUGCACAGGGAGGACAAGCAAUUCAACUCAUUGGAUCUCAAAGACCAAGAUUUAAUCAUAUGACUCGUCAAGUACAAUCGAAUCAAGUUAAAUCAGCUGUCUUAUCAAAUCAAUUAGUGACAGUUGCUAAAACAGUAACGGCGAGUCAGCUGAUAUUAUCUGGUAAUAAACAAGUAUUAACUCCUAUAAUGGCCGCAACAAAACCUGUGCUUAUGGCGUCGCAGACGACACCUUCUUCCCAAGUAGUACCUGUUAAUAAACAAACUCUGUUAACAAAAUCUUUACACGCUAGAGCUUCUACUGGCCAAUGCAGCCAGCAGACGCAAAGUCUCGGUGUGGCUACUUUAUCUCAACAACAACUUCAACAAUUACAACAGUGUUUAGCUGCGCAGCAUAAAGUUGCCGUCGCGGCGGGCAGUUCUCAAAAUAGAACACAAAUUGAAGCUCAGAGAAAUUCUACAUCUGCCCCGGGGGAAGAUUCCGCCUGAAUAUGUUCAAAUAAAUGAUAAUGUUAAUGAUCAUGUUACAUCGGAAUAAUUGAAGCCCACCUGGAAGAAAUGUAAUGAGGCAUUUAUAUAUUAUGAGUCUGAAAUUUUAAUCUUUUGUACAUAGAAGUUAUAUGAUGAAUUGUUUUUCUUUUUUGAAUUCUCUUAAUUAUAGUGAUUUAGUUUACUAAACGGAUCGUGUCUGUGUCGACUGAAAAUAUACAAGAUAUUUUACCAAAUCAGUAUUGCGUAAUACUAUUAUGCCCAGUGCAAUAAUAAAUGUAUUUCUCUCAAA